This is a messenger RNA of Mastomys coucha (southern multimammate mouse), 10850 nucleotides long. It is a transcript of the gene Abl2, whose product is annotated as ABL proto-oncogene 2, non-receptor tyrosine kinase. Gene Ontology annotation, molecular function: non-membrane spanning protein tyrosine kinase activity; protein binding; ATP binding. The coding region runs from base 300 to 3848 and encodes 1182 amino acids. Gene Ontology annotation, cellular component: signaling receptor complex. The record is from RefSeq and is a predicted model, not a curated record. Gene Ontology annotation, biological process: protein phosphorylation; multicellular organism development; regulation of apoptotic process. The transcript is spliced from 12 exons. NCBI's taxonomy places the organism in Eukaryota, Metazoa, Chordata, Mammalia, Rodentia, Muridae.
GCGGGAGACGCUCUGUCCCACGCUCGCCCUGUGCUCGGUGGUUUAAAGAUGGCGGCGGCGGCUGGGGUGAGGAGCCGCCGGAGGGGGAGGGAGAAGGAGAGCCUGUGAGUCGCUGGGAGGCAGCGCGCCGGCGCGGCAGCGGCUCUGAGGAGUCCGCGUGCGGAGCCGCCGGCAACCCCGGCCCAGAGGGCCUGGGCUUGGGUCUGAGAGGCCGGAGCGGCGCCGGGAGCUCCGAGGCCGGAGCAGAGGAGGAAUGUGAGCCGGGGUCGGCGGGGGCGCGGGAGUACGCGAGCGGCGGGAUGGGGCAGCAGGUGGGCCGCGUCGGGGAGGCUCCGGGGCUCCAGCAGCCUCAGCCGCGCGGGAUCCGGGGCAGCAGCGCAGCCAGGCCCUCGGGCCGCAGGCGGGACCCGGCGGGGCGUACCGCAGACGCCGGCUUCAACGUCUUCACCCAGCACGAUCACUUUGCCAGCUGUGUGGAGGAUGGAUUUGAGGGAGACAAGACUGGAGGCAGUAGUCCAGAAGUUUUGCACCGCCCGUUUGGCUGUGAUGCUGAAUCUCAGGCACUGAAUGAAGCUAUCAGGUGGAGCUCCAAGGAGAACUUGCUGGGAGCCACUGAGAGUGACCCUAAUCUCUUUGUUGCACUUUAUGACUUUGUGGCAAGUGGUGAUAACACCCUUAGUAUCACUAAAGGUGAGAAGCUUCGAGUCCUUGGCUACAACCAGAAUGGUGAGUGGAGUGAAGUUCGCUCGAAGAAUGGACAGGGUUGGGUGCCAAGCAACUACAUCACUCCAGUUAACAGCCUAGAGAAACAUUCCUGGUACCACGGACCAGUGUCCCGCAGUGCAGCGGAGUAUCUCCUCAGCAGCCUAAUCAAUGGCAGUUUCCUGGUUCGAGAGAGUGAGAGCAGCCCUGGGCAGCUGUCCAUCUCUCUCAGGUAUGAGGGACGUGUGUAUCACUACAGGAUCAAUACCACCACAGACAGCAAGGUGUAUGUGACUGCCGAGAGCCGCUUUAGCACCUUAGCAGAGCUUGUUCACCACCACUCCACAGUUGCUGAUGGGCUAGUGACCACGCUGCACUACCCAGCACCUAAGUGCAACAAGCCAACCGUCUAUGGUGUGUCUCCUAUCCAUGACAAGUGGGAAAUGGAGCGGACAGAUAUCACCAUGAAGCACAAACUCGGGGGCGGCCAGUACGGAGAGGUUUAUGUUGGCGUCUGGAAGAAGUACAGCCUUACGGUGGCUGUGAAAACACUGAAGGAAGAUACCAUGGAGGUGGAGGAGUUCCUGAAGGAAGCUGCAGUGAUGAAGGAAAUCAAGCAUCCUAAUUUAGUACAACUGUUAGGUGUGUGUACCCUGGAGCCGCCGUUUUACAUUGUCACUGAGUACAUGCCGUAUGGGAACCUGCUUGAUUACCUCCGGGAGUGCAGCCGUGAGGAGGUCACCGCUGUCGUGCUGCUGUACAUGGCGACCCAGAUCUCCUCUGCCAUGGAGUAUUUGGAGAAGAAGAACUUCAUCCAUAGAGAUCUUGCUGCACGGAACUGCCUAGUAGGAGAGAACCACGUGGUAAAAGUGGCUGACUUUGGUUUAAGUAGACUGAUGACUGGAGAUACCUACACUGCUCAUGCUGGAGCCAAAUUCCCUAUUAAAUGGACAGCUCCCGAGAGUCUGGCCUACAAUACCUUUUCAAUUAAAUCUGAUGUUUGGGCUUUUGGAGUACUUUUGUGGGAAAUUGCUACAUAUGGAAUGUCACCAUAUCCAGGUAUUGACCUAUCUCAAGUCUAUGACCUACUGGAAAAAGGAUAUCGAAUGGAACAGCCUGAGGGAUGCCCCCCUAAAGUGUAUGAACUUAUGAGAGCAUGCUGGAAGUGGAGCCCUGCUGACAGACCCUCUUUUGCUGAAACCCAUCAAGCUUUUGAAACAAUGUUCCACGACUCCAGCAUCUCUGAAGAGGUAGCUGAGGAGCUUGGGAGAAGUGCCUCCUCCUCAUCUGUGGUUCCAUACCUGCCUCGAUUGCCACUACUUCCUUCCAAGACGAGGACCCUGAAGAAGCAGGGGGAGAACAAAGAGAACCUGGAUGGGGGCCUCGAUGCCUCUGAGAGCCUGGCCUCCAGCUCAGCACCAGCAGGGUUCAUUAGAAGCACACAGGCCUCCAGUGGGUCCCCAGCUCUGCCUCGGAAGCAAAGAGAUAAGUCACCGAGCAGCCUCUUAGAAGAUGCCAAAGAGACAUGCUUCACCAGGGAUAGGAAGGGAGGCUUCUUCAGCUCCUUCAUGAAAAAGAGAAACGCCCCCACACCCCCUAAGCGCAGCAGCUCCUUUCGAGAAAUGGAGAAUCAGCCCCACAAGAAAUAUGAACUCACGGGUAACUUCUCACCUGUUGCUUCUCUACAGCAUGCUGAUGGGUUCUCUUUCACUCCCGGCCAGCAAGAGUCGAAUCUGGUGCCAGCCAAGUGCUAUGGGGGGAGCUUUGCACAGAGGCACCUCUGUGGUGAUGAUGACAGUGGGGUGGGUGGGGGCAGUGGCACUGCUGGGGGUGGGUGGUCUGGUAUCACAGGCUUCUUUACACCUCGCUUAAUCAAAAAGACACUGGGCUUGCGAGCAGGUAAACCGACAGCCAGUGAUGACACUUCCAAGCCUUUUCCAAGGUCCAACUCUACAUCUUCCAUGUCCUCAGGGCUUCCAGAGCAGGAUAGGAUGGCAAUGACCCUUCCCAGGAACUGCCAGAGGUCCAAACUCCAGCUGGAAAGGACAGUGUCCACCUCUUCUCAACCAGAAGAGAAUGUGGACAGGGCUAAUGACAUGCUUCCAAAAAAAUCUGAGGAAGGUGCUGCUCCAGCCAGGGAGAGACCAAAAGCCAAACUAUUGCCCAGAGGAGCCACAGCUCUUCCCCUGAGAGCCCCUGAUCCAGCCAUCACUGAGAGUGACUCUCCGGGGGUAGGGGUGGCUGGAGUGGCAGCUGCCCCCAAAGGCAAGGAAAGGAAUGGUGGGACGCGACUUGGAGUCGCUGGAGUCCCCGAGGAUGGAGAGCAGCCAGGCUGGUCUUCCCCAGCCAAGGCUGUAGCUGUCCUCCCAACCACUCACAACCACAAAGUGCCAGUCCUUAUCUCACCCACUCUGAAACACACUCCAGCUGAUGUGCAGCUCAUUGGCACAGACUCUCAGGGGAACAAAUUCAAGCUCUUAUCUGAGCAUCAGGUCACAUCCUCUGGAGACAAGGACCGACCCCGACGGGUAAAACCAAAGUGUGCCCCACCCCCACCACCAGUGAUGAGACUACUGCAGCAUCCGUCCACAUGCUCAGACCCCGAGGAAGAGCCGACUGCCCCACCUGCAGGACUGCACACUCCAGAAACCCAGGAGGGAGGAAAAAAGGCAGCUCCAGGCCCAGUGCCCAGUAGUGGGAAACCUGGGAGGCCAGUCAUGCCUCCACCUCAAGUGCCUUUGCCCACAUCUUCCAUCUCGCCAGCCAAAAUGGCCAAUGGCACAGCAGGUACUAAGGUGGCCCUGAGAAAAACCAAACAGGCAGCUGAGAAAAUCUCAGCUGACAAAAUCAGCAAAGAGGCCCUGCUGGAGUGUGCCGACCUACUGUCCAAUGCAAUCACGGAACCUGUGCCCAAUAGCCAGCUGGUAGACACUGGGCACCAGCUGCUCGACUACUGCUCAGGGUAUGUGGACUGCAUCCCUCAGACUCGCAACAAAUUUGCCUUCCGAGAGGCUGUGAGCAAACUGGAACUUAGCUUACAGGAACUGCAGGUGUCUUCCACAGCUGCUGGUGUGCCUGGGACAAACCCUGUCCUUAAUAACUUAUUGUCUUGUGUACAGGAAAUUAGUGAUGUGGUGCAGAGGUAGCCAUUGUCAGCCUAGUGGGGAAAUGCACACAUUCUGAGGGGAGAGGGGAAGGGACUCAUUUUCCUGUGUUCUCGUUCUCAAGAAGUGAAAGACUGACACUUGAGUGUGUUUAUGUGAAGUACCUCAGAUCCCUGAGUUCUCACGUUCACAGGUUCAUCUCAAAACAGCAGAAAGGAAGUCACAUAAGCAGAUAAAAAUCAGCUUGGUGGAGCAGGACAGUGUGGGCAGCAUUGGAAACUGCACUGGAAAAUAAGGGAGCAUUGUGUAUAUGUCAUAGGACUGCACAGCCCUCCCAUGCAAUGAGUGGCCUGUGGCCUCCAUUGGCUCUUCUCAGUUGUGCUAUACCACGAAACAGGCCUUGACCUGACAGGGCCUGGGGGUUAUCGCGUUUCAGUUCACUCAGCAAAUCUGGGGAACAGGGGAAAGCAAUGUGGAGGAUGUAGCAGGAGGUGUUUUAUUCAAGGCUAGUGGAAAUGGCUGUUGGCCUUGCUCCUGUGGUUAUUGCUGUUGUAGCAAGAACUGCAAAUUAGAUUUACCAGAUACUCAACUGGGGAACAUGGCCCUCUCCAUCUGCUUUGCCCUGUUUACCAGAAAGUACAGAAUGCAGGGUAACUUUAGUCAGAUGGAUACCUCCAAGCUCUUGUGCUGACUAGCAGUCACUUCUCCCACUCUUCUGGCAUGUUACUUGCUCUAGUGGGCCAGUAUCCACCACCUGCUGCUUGUUGGUGGCUGUCUAUGAGCCAUGGGCAUAGGGGUGGUCUUAGUUCUUCUCUGUCCUUUGCCGGGCAGUCUGUCUUCCUUCAUUCCUGGCAGCAUAUCGGGCAUUACCCAGCAUCAAUGUUGAAAAUAGUGCUUACUGCAGGUUCUCGGAUGCCCUUGAACACUGACAUAAUGGCCACUUGAGCAGCUCUAUGUAUUCUUUACUUAAUUAAAAUACCAAGCAGAUACAGCACCUUUUUGAAACUGUGGCUGGUCUAGGGACCUGACACUGGGGAGCUUGUUGGGUCCACAUGGCUGCUUGUGCCUUUCCCUCCUUAAACCAUCCGGGUGGACGGAGGGGAAGCGUUUUCACUGAGGGCUUGCCUCCACCGGGUUUCUCAUGCUCUUUUUCUUUGCUCACAUACCAUCCCUUGUUGCACUUGGAGUUUGUUUGUGUUGGGAAUAUACCUUAUUUAUUUUUUCCUUUCAUCUCUAUUUUAGAGUGCAUAAUAGAAGGAGUGGGUUAUUUUCAGGGAGCACUAAUUAGGCCCGGAAACCUAAGGGUUUAACCUGAGAAUCAGUUUUACCCUUGAAAAAUGGGCAUUUCUCUUCCCUAAUUACAGUUAUGGAAGCUAGUAAAUUAACAUGGAAUAGAACAGUAGCGGGUUCCACAUUACUGAUGUUUUUGGUGUUGUGUCUAAUUCCAGUUACUGAUUUUUUUUUAAACUUUGUGAACACCCCUUUCAUUCUUCAAAGAGAACCAAUACAAAAUAUAGUGAUUUUUCUUCUUCCAAAGGAAUAUUAAUGUAGAAAGAUGGGAAUUGAGCACUAAGCAGUGCUUUCUCCCUGACUCAUUGAUCUGCUGUCAGGCUGCUGCCCCGUCGUCUGAUCUAUUAAUUGAAGGCACUAGCCCACAUUCUCAAGAGUGCUGUGCAGACUUCAGAGACAGCGCUGUGCUUAAUGUUGUUGGGCCGCUUUUCAUUCUCUUCGCUGAAUCACAAAUAAGGAGCUUUUGAAAUGCUGUUCUUACAGAAUCGGGCCAGAAUCCUAAGGGGAAACUAUUUCAGGUUGCAUUUGGUGUCCUUGACCAAGGAAGAACUUUAGUUUUCAAUUAGAAAAAGGGAAAUUGGAUGCCCGUCACUGCUGCUCCAGAGAAAGCUCAGGGUAAGAGGAGGCUUGGGGUAGUGUGUUCCCACAGCUGCAGCCUGACAGCUAGGUGUCAGUCAGGUUCAUGCCCCUGAAGAGGAUUCCCCCACCUUGUUGGCCACUAUUCCGCACAUUGGAUGCACCCAUAAACUUGAAUUUAUUCUAGCAAUUAGCUUUGUACCGGUGGGGAGGAGGAAGUGAAAACUUGAGGGCAUUAUUAAUGCUGCUUUUAGCAUAUAUCCCUGCCACAGUGGGAUGUCUUAAGGGAUGGUGGUUGUUUUGGGUUUGGGCCUCUUUUUUUUUUUUUUUUUUUUUUUUUUUUUUUUUUUUUUUUUUUUUUGCUUGUUUGUUUGUUGUUGUUGGUUUUCCCUUCAGAGUUCUGAAAACAGGCUUAGAGAAACACUACUGAGUCUCUUGGCUGACUGCUUUUCUUACUCUGAGGGGCCCAAUCAAGGCCAUGUCUCACUCAAGCUUCUGCUCUGCUCACAGCAGCAUCACUAAAUCCAUGAGCCGAACUGACUUUCCUCUCUCCUCGUGAUGCGUGAACUGUGUACUUUGUGUACUUUUCAGGGAUUGAUGCCUCAGGCCACAGAGGCACUGUCAACUUGCUAUGGAAGAAUUAUUUAGGUUUGUCUUGUAUCUACCUGCAAGGUAUCAGCUUAGGAAAAGGGAAAAAAAUUAGCAAAUUAAAAGAUUUGAAUAUAAAGCAGAGAAAACUGCUUUUAGAAAUGAAAAAUGUAAUUAAUUACGUAGCCUAUAAACAGAGUAGAUGGCAAGAGAAAAGGCUCUUGUUAAUGGUGUCUGGCAACUCCUAGAGCUAUUUGACCUAUGCAGAUCUUUGCACUGCCACAGCUUGAUUGCUUUCAUAUACAAGUCUUAUGAUUUCAGUUGGAUUUCCUACCUUCAGAUACAGUGUUUUGUAUUGAAUAUAUCCUAAUUAUGCUUUACGGGAAGCUUUUUUUUUUUUUAAGCUUUGGAUACAAUUAUAUUUUAUAUUUCCAGGUGAUUUCCAUCAUGAUGUUCAUAGAGAGAAAGAUCUUAAAAUUGGCCUUUUGUAUGAGAUAUAUUUUGCAGUGAGAUGGACUUAAUUGAACAUGAUACACCAAGCUGCGAUCUGGCAUGUAAGAAACUGAUUUGGUUAUUUUCAAGAUGCCCUGUAAAGGUCAUCAUUGUGGAUUGGAGACUAGUUUCCAUCCUUAUUUUAAGGUUUCAUUUAUAAAUGUUCCUACUUCAAUCCUACUUAAAAUCCUCCUUAGUUGACAAUUGGCUGGUGAAAUCUUUCCCUGUUAAUGAAGACAGUGGUUUCUAAGCUUAGGGGUACAGCAUUACUGAUAGUGUGAGGCCUGGUGCAGUGACCACUCCAUGGAUGUUAACUGCUAGUACUAACUCCUAACCUGAGAGCACACAGAAAUCCUGUAGAGGUUUUUAAAAGAAAACUGGUGAAUUAGCCCCGCUUUGUUGGAAUUCUCGAUGGGAUGAGAGACUAGCUAGUGUGCUUCCCAAGAUCUUCUCGAGUUUUCAAACACUCACUGCUCUCUGAGCACUGUGAACAGAAGAGACUGAGGUGAUGUUGUCACUGGUCCAUAUCUCAAAGCAGUUAGUGGCAGAGCUGAGGCUAGAAUUCAGGAGUCCUGACAUUUGGCAUCUCUCCACAGCCUGCUGCCUUGUGAGAUGCUCAGCUAGACAAUCAGUAUACAUGGUGCUGCACACUUCGAAAGCACAGGCUCUGGCAGGCCCUGGCCAGGAAGAGCUUGGAUGUUUGGUAAUGGCAGUAUAGCUGGACAAGCCUUUAGCAGAACUCCGCUCAGAAGAGAACUUAGUACUGAGGCACCCACAGAGAUCUGCACUUUGUAGUUGAAGAAUACCAGCUUGAGUUGUUUAAAAACAAAAAGGAAAAAGACUGAAAAAAACAACUAGUCCUACACUUUUUUGUUCAAAAAGAAAUGUGUUUUUCAGUGUCAUUUUAAUGCAUAUGAGGUAGUGUACCUGAAAGCACCUUGAGAAAUCAAAUGCAUUCAGCUGUAAAGCUUUACAAAUGUCUGUAGAGGAUGAGUUGACCUGGACCUGAAGCUAGACACUCACCCACUCACCCACCGCUGUAGUUUGUUACAGACGCACGUACAAAACUGCUAAGUGUGCAUGGGAAAAUAGUUAAGAGCUGAAUAACGUCAGAAAAUUAGGGGCUAAUUUUUUGGUUUAAUUCUCAUCUUUAAGAAGUAGUCAAGUGGUGGCAUGUAAUCCAGCAGUAAAGAGGGUAAGUAAGGCAAGAGAAUCUCAGGUUCUAGACCAGCCUCGGCUACAGAAGGAAACUCCAAGGAGGAAUGGAUUGCUACUCCCUUCGGAGCCAGUAGCUCUUGCAGGCCCCUGAUGGGAAGAUGAGGGCCUCUUCCUGAGCAGUCCUCUACUACAUCCUCAGCUCUUGGUGUUCUUGCUGUGGUACGAGCAGACUCAUUUCCUGUUCAUGUUGACACUUUCUUUUUAAAACUAAUGUCUUGGGGUGGGGGGAGAGUUGGGGAUAGAAGACUGAUGUACUUGGAGAAUUUCUAGAAUUUUCUUUCAGUUAUAAAUGACAUUGACAUUUAUCAUCACUCCUGUGGAAAAAAGAAGUAGCUGAGCUUAGCUCACCUAUUAGAUCAAGUAAAUCAUGUGGAGGCGACCUGCAUAUAGCUCUAUACUGUUUCCCCCUUCUGCCCCCCAUGUUUUUCUACCUUUGCUAGUGAUUCCCUUUUCAUUAGGCUGUAUCUUCAGGAGAGUGGGUAUUGGGUUGACAGAGUCAUCUUACUUCUGUUCUCAGUGAUCUAUGUCAUUGCCUUGCUUCAUCUGAAUCUGGCAUCCAUCUUUAUGCCCUCAGCAUCUGCUAUGGCCAGGACUUUCUAUAUUUCUUGUCAGCUGCUUCAGCUUUGUCAGGCUGCUAGCCUAGUUCUUUAAGAAUGCCUGUUUCAUUUUGGAUUUUGUAGGCAUGCAGAGGCUUAGAGCAAGGCAUUUCCAAGGGAACAUGUGUGCAGACUGGCUGAGGCAGCCUAAGGGUCCCUAUGACUCCCAUGCUGCCAUUGCCUCUGAGGCAGAGAAGCAAGAGCUUGGGAUGGUCCUAAAAUUCGAUCUACUCCUAAGUCUUGUGCUUAGAGUUCCAGUUUUCCAGCUUAGGAGUCAGGAGUGCCUGGAGUAGUGGUUCCUGUGACCUGUGCUGAUCAGCUCAGCACAGUGACCCCACUUCAGUGCUCUUACCUGUGCUGAUCAGCUCAGCACAGUGACCCCACUUCAGUGCUCUUACCUGUGACCCUGCUACGGAGGAGACUGGCUCAGCUCACCUACUCCAUUGCCACGUAUUUGUGGAAUGAUAACUCUUCUUUUGGACUAGCUCCCCAGGUGCCUCAGGAGGACCCUGGGUGAGGUCUGGGCAGUUUAUCUUGAUUAGAAACAGAAGUCAUCCUCAGAGAUUUGUACCAUCAAAGAUGAGUCCCUGAGUAUUACUGGGAGAAAUACUUGCCUGCUGGGCUGGUGUGCAUAAUUGUUGAACUAGAGCUCAAAGUCCCAUUAGUUUAGAUUCUCCACUCAUCUCUCCGCACACUGGCAGAUUGCUGCCGUACUUUCUCGAUCCUAUGUGAUGUGCUGGCUCUUCUGGACCAGCCUCCACCUCCACACACACCUAUGAAUGUACACUAUAAAUCUGAAACUCUUUACCCCUCCUAGAUAAUAAUAUUCUUUAUUUCCCUGGUGCCGAUAAACAAGAACACAGUUGCAGAACCCUGUUAGCCAGAGAGGACAGAAGAGAAGCACACUGAGUGGCUCUGCAAAGCUGCCAUUUAAGGAUAAAGUAUGUCCACUUGUCCUUGGACCAUUGCAUCUUGAGAAGAAUAGGGAUGUUGUGGGUCCUGAGUAACUCGGCUGUUUGGAGAGCGUGGACCCUCACCCCGUAGGAUAUGAAAGAGGUGGUGUCACAUGCUAACAAGGUAGUGAGAGGAAAUACAGAGUUCUGUGGGUGGAGCUUGCUUGCUUAGGUUUGUUUCUGAGACCCUGGAUAGCACUUUAACACCUUGUUUUUAGUGACCAUAUAAUUUAGGACUAGUGGGACUUCAUAAAAAUGUCACAUACCUAGGUUCCUAAUUUUCAGCACAUACUUGUUGAGUCAGGGUACACUGCAAGGCCAGGACCAUUAGUUCCCACUUUAUCUUUGGUAUUCUCUCCUCCCCCCUCCAUUGCCCCCCCCCCAGGGUUUCUCUGUUUAGCCCUGGCUGUCCUGGAACUCUCUCUCUGUAGACCAGGCUGGCCUUGAACUCAGAAGAACUCAGAAAUCUGCCUGCCUCUGCCUCACAAGUGCUGGGAUUAAAGGCACGGGCCACCACUGCCCAGCUGUAUCUUUAGUAUUCUUAAGACCCAUGCUGUGUUGUAAAUGACAAGAAUACUGAUGGUCAGAGCUACAUGAUGUACAUGGCCAGCUCCCAGUAUGUACAUGGCCAGCUCCCACUAUGCCACUUGAACUCCAUCAUGAGAAGCAUUUGCUGAGACCUUGAGAGAUGACCUUCAGGAAAAUGAGGAUUCAGAAACCAAGGGACGGUGAGGUGCUCCCUGCAGCUCCUUAUCACCUCUCUGAGGGCAGAGGCAGUGGCUGGUGGACGCACUGCACACAAACCCCAUCCUUGCAGACCUGCACUUCCUUUCCUUUGCAGUCUGAUUCUGUAAUGACUAUCAGUGGAGCUGCCCCAACUUUGUGUUUGCUUGAUAAAAGUAAAUUUGAACAUUUUGUGGUGGUUGAUAGAACUUUGUCCUAAAAUUUGCUAAUUCAAACUCUUUAAAACUCUAGUGUUUAUACCAAAGGUUAUACUGCAGGCGUAGGUGAUACACAGAGGGUGAUACCCACAGUGGGCACUGUGUGCAUUGCUAAGGGGACACAGUGAGACCAUAUGGGAUUUUACUAAAACACAUCAGUCAUGGGUCGCACUAUCACUGUUGUCAAGUAUUUGUUCUUAAUUGUUAUUGUAAUAUAGUUUCAAUUGUUCUUCUAAUUUAAUUCUCUCACUCUGUUGUCUGACUGUGAACUGCUAACAGUGUUAAAAACUUGAUGUAAAUAAAUGAUGCCCCUGGCAGGGACUGAUUCCUGCCAUCUCUCACAAGGUUUGCAAGUUGUGUUUUGUUUUAAAUAAAAGUUGGAAUAUUUUA